AUGACCAAUUCAAUUUCCACUCAAAGAUACUUUUCACUCUCCAACAAGCAACAACAAGCCUUUGAAGAACGAUCAAAACAUUGGAAUGAAUUAAAACAACAAGAAAAUAUCAAGCCUAAUAAUAUUAAUAUUAGCAAUUUAAAUUUAGUAUUGAAAUUUGGAGAAAAGAGUAAACCUUUAUCAAUUGUUGUAGACUCGGAAUUCUUGAAAAAGACACCACUUCAAUUAGCUAAUGAAGUCUUUUAUAAGAAUGAAGUAAGCGAGUUUUUAGUUUGUAAAAUUAAUGGAAAGCUCACUGAUAUGAAUGAUACAUUUUCUGAAAUUUUGAAUAAUCAAGAAUCAAAUAAUAAUAAUAUUGAAUUCUUUACAUUUGAAAGUGUUGAAGGAAAGGAAGUAUUUUGGCAUUCAACAGCUCACAUUCUUGGUUGUGCUUUGGAACAAAAGUUUGGUUCAUCACUUAAAUUAUGUGAUGGUCCACCUUUGGUUUCAAAAGAAGCUUCUCAAGUUUUAAAUGGUGGUUUCUUUUAUGAGGGUUUCCUUGAAAAUAAUGAAAGAAUUACAACUGAACAAUUGGAAGAAUUAGAAAAAUUCAUGCAACAAGUUGUGAAAGAAAAACAUUCAUUCCAAAAAAUUCACAUUACAAAGGAAUUGGCAAGAGAAAUUUUCAAAUAUAAUCAAUUUAAAUUGGAUAUAAUAGAGAAAAUUCCAUCUGGUGAACCAAUUACCAUGUAUAAAUGUGGUAAUCUUGUAGAUUUAUGUAGAGGUCCUCAUAUUCCAAAUACUUCAAUGAUCAAAGCUGUAAAACUUACAAAAUUGAGUGGAGCCUAUUGGAAGGGUGAUGAAAAAUCUCCACUUUUACAACGUGUUUAUGGUAUUUCUUUCCCUAAAGCUAAACAGUUGGAGGAUUGGCAAACACUUAUUGAAGAAGCUCUCAAGAGGGAUCACAGACUUAUUGCUAAAAAGCAAGAUUUAUUCUUCUUCCAUGAAUACAGUCCUGGAACACCAUUCUUCUUACCUCAUGGUACUAGACUGUUUAACAAAUUGGUUGAAUUUAUCAGAAAAGAAUAUAGAAAGAGAGGUUAUGAUGAAGUUAUUACUCCACAAAUGUUCCAAAAAGAAUUAUGGGAAACGUCUGGCCAUUGGCAACAUUACAAGGACGAUAUGUUCACUGUAAUUGAAGGAACUCAACACAAGGAAGAAACUAUUGGAAUCAAACCAAUGAAUUGUCCAGCCCACUGUCUCAUGUUUGAUAGUAAGAUUAGAUCAUAUAGAGAAUUACCUGUAAGAUUGGCUGAUUUCAGUCCACUCCAUAGAAAUGAACCACGUGGUUCCUUGACAGGUCUCACUCGUGUCAGAAGAUUCCAUCAAGAUGAUUCUCACAUUUUCUGUACUCAUGACCAAGUUAAGAGUGAAAUUGAAAAUUGUUUACAAUUUGUUAAAUUUGUUUAUAGUGAAAUAUUUGGAUUUAAUUUGAGAUUCAAUUUAUCAACAAGACCAGAAAAGUUUGUUGGUGAUAUUGAAAUGUGGGAUAAAGCUGAACAAUCUCUUAAGGAAUGCUUGGAUGGAUACAAUUGGAAACUCAACGAAGGUGAUGGUGCUUUCUACGGUCCAAAGAUUGAUAUUCAAAUUGAAGACAGCUUACAAAGAUUCCAUCAAUGUGCUACUAUUCAAUUAGAUUUCCAACUUCCUCGUAGAUUUAAUCUCAAGUAUCAAAGUCAAAAUGACCAACUCAUUACACCAGUCAUUAUUCACAGAGCUAUUUUGGGAAGUAUUGAAAGAUUUAUUGCUCUCUUGACUGAACAUUUAUCAGGAAGAUGGCCAUUCUGGCUUAAUCCUCGUCAAUGUUUUAUUUGUCCAGUCUCAGCUGAAAAUGCUUCCCUUGUUGAUUACUGUAAAGAGGUUAAGGAUCAAAUUUUCAAGACUGCUGAAGAGAGAGGAGUUUUCUCCAACUAUUUCAUUGAUGUUGAUCUUUCUGAUAAGACAAUGAAGAAAAAGAUUAGAGAUGCCCAAGUUCUUCAAUAUAACUUUAUCUUGGUUUUGGGAGAAAAGGAAAUGCAAGAAAAGACAGUGAGUGUCAGAAAGAGAGAUGGUACUCUAGUUGGAACAAUGAAAAUUGAUGCACUCUUAUCAAUGUGGGAAGAAUUAUUAAGAACCUAUCAAUAA
Messenger RNA from Naegleria gruberi, 2163 nucleotides. RefSeq lists its product as uncharacterized. The record is from RefSeq and is a predicted model, not a curated record. NCBI's taxonomy places the organism in Eukaryota, Heterolobosea, Eutetramitea, Acrasida, Naegleriidae. Gene Ontology annotation, cellular component: cytoplasm; mitochondrion. The transcript has a single exon. Gene Ontology annotation, molecular function: threonine-tRNA ligase activity; ATP binding. The coding region runs from base 1 to 2163 and encodes 720 amino acids. Gene Ontology annotation, biological process: threonyl-tRNA aminoacylation.